Electrophorus electricus (electric eel) is the source of this 3374-nucleotide messenger RNA. Its product is annotated as ecto-ADP-ribosyltransferase 5-like. Lineage: Eukaryota; Metazoa; Chordata; Actinopteri; Gymnotiformes; Gymnotidae. The record is from RefSeq and is a predicted model, not a curated record. Gene Ontology annotation, molecular function: NAD+ poly-ADP-ribosyltransferase activity; NAD+-protein-arginine ADP-ribosyltransferase activity.
GAUUCUCCAUAUUCUGCAUUCCAUAGAUUUUGCCAUUGAGUUCUAUGUUAAUGACCACUGUUCUCAGUGGCUGCAUCAUGGGAGUCGGGGCAGGAUGGAUAUUGUGCAGAGGCAUAGAGCUCUGUGACACUGACAGAAGCAAACUAAAACAAUGACCACAAAGUGGGACUGUGUUAAAAGCGGGUCAUGACUUUUGCUCAAUGAGAUGCCACAUUCAGCCAUGAUAAGAAAAAUCAACAGAAUCAUACAUUAAAUAUGACACAACUUACAUUUCACAAUGACAAACCACAUAUAUGCUAACUGGAAAGGGAAAAAAAACAAAACAGUUUUGUUUGCAAAGUCUCCUUUGCAACUGAGCUCUGUGAUUCUUGCACUGAUGGGGUCCUUUUUGAAUGUUUCCCUCUGCACUUUAAUGGAGUGACUCACCCACAUUCAUAUGUAGUUACAUACAAUAUCACAAGCUUAGUCCAAUACACAAUUAUCUAACAGGGAUAAUAGUUGGAGAAAACCAGCCAAAGCAGUUACACGUUACAUAUUACAGCGGUUCUUUUGGCCUAAUCAAGAGAAAGUCAUUAGUAGCCCUUUAAUUAUUUAAAAUGUAAGACCUUAAGUUGAAGCAGUUUGGAUGUUUAGUUAAUGUUGAUAUAAAAACACAUAGAGCAAUAUAUAUUAUGUGUAUUAUGGUGUAAUGGGUCCCAAUUCUCUUCCAAUGACUGCUCAUUUCACUGCAAGCUGUCAUAUGCAGAGGCCUAAUGCAUGUAACAUAUUAUACUAUUAGUGACGCAUCGAUUUUGGCCAGGUUUAGAUGUACCAGGAGGAAUGUAAUAGUCAAAGAAGGGUUUUGUGUGAACAUCUUAUAAAUAUGAACUGUAAUAAGAUUACUGAGGUACAAUACAAACAACACUCAAGCAUAUUGAGAAAAUCUCUGACAGGAUUUCAUGUAUUUCCAAAGCUAGAUUCUUACUGUAUAUGGCUUUGCAGAAUAUAUAGUUAUACUUUAAUUGCAUUAAAUAACACAACAUAAUUGUAGCUUUUCUAUACUAACACAAUUGUAAUACCUCUAAAUCUAGUUUUCUUUAAGAAGAAUGAAAAAAGUGCAUAUUAUGAAACAAGGAAUGCUUUGUAUGAGUGUGCUGCUCCUUACGGAAAUCGCAACACAUAAUUAACAGCAGCACUCAUAAUGCUUGGUGUUCACUGAUAGGAAAAAUGGCCUGCACAGCCAAAGGUUGACAGAACUCUCUGGGGUAUUUCCUGAAUAAAACGAUUGUGAAAGCUCUCUGUCUGAAAUGUUACCUUAAGGAAAUGAUUGGGGCAAGGACUUCUCCCUAAGCCAAUAUUUAAUAAGAUAUGUUCAGUUAUAUUCUUUGUAGUGUCCUGAACAAGCUUUCUAUAAGUAAGCUCAGCUUAAGCUAUGGUGGUCUGUUUCCCCUUAAAUGCUGGUCACCCCAACCUAUAAAGUAGUGGGAGCCAGGGAGCUACUGGAGAAGUGCCCACACUUUUAUAUUGUGCUGCAGUGCACAAAAUGUUCUUUUCCUGGACACACAAGCCUGAACAGAGUCAGAGAGCUGGGUGGAUCAAGUUCUGUAAUGGGAGCUCUGAGUCUGAAACUGUUUCUGUGCCUUUUCCUUAUUGUGGUGUCUCACGACGUGACCGCAGAGGUGAGAAUCCUGGAUAUGUCUCCUGACGCUGUGGAUGACACCUACUCGGAGUGUCGUGAUAAAAUGAUGCAGACUGUUAUAAAACCAGAUGGCCUGUUACAGGAGGAGAUUAAGGCCAAUAAAGAUUUUGCAGAGAUGUGGAGGAGUCAUGGUGGAACUUGUGAGAAGCAAAUUUAUGGCGGAAUACCAUAUCACUUGGCUGCUCUCCAAGCUUAUGGGAAUUCCAAACCGAAAUUCCGAAAGGUGUUUAACCAAAUGGUUCAGACCAAAGGCAAAAACAUCACAAUCUAUGAAAAGGAAUUUCCCUUCAAGUCCCUUCACUUCUUAUUGACAGAUAUCAUACGACUUCUUAACAAUGGGACAGUGUGUUCACGUGUAUACUUUGGCACAGUUAAGACAUAUCGUGGAAAUACUGGGUCCAAGGUACGCUUCGGAAAGUUCCUCCAGGCCAGAAUCCAAGAAAGUUCUGAGACUGAAGUGGUUGAGUUGGAAGGGGAAGGCACUCUGUUUAACAUCACGUCCUGUUCUGCAGUGAACAUUGAGAACUACACAUGCACUUCAGAGGAAAUUGAGCACCUUAUUUCUCCAACAGAGGUCUUUGUAGUGCAGAGUAUCAAAGAAGUUAAAAGUGAAGAUGCCAGUUAUAAAAUAAUCACUUUAACACACUCAAGGUUUCUUAGCAAUCAUGACUGCUACGUCUUUCCAAGUUCUAUCCAUGGUGGAUCAUCCAAGCUGGUGCUAAGAUCAGUGGUUCUGGCAUUGAUGGGAACCAUUUUAGGCCUUUACCACUUCACUGUGAUGCAGUGACACACAUGCUCUUCUAGACACAUUGUUAGAGCCAGCUAACAACUGGAGAAAUGCUCUUUUGCAAUGUGCAAAAUUAUUAUUGAGAAAUUCUCCUAUAAGUCUCCUCUAGUUCUGCAACCAUCAUCAUCAUCAUGUGCCUGUGCCCUCACAGAAUAUGCAGUUGUCCUUUGAUCCCUUUCAAUACUGCAACAAUACUGCUACAAAACUAACUUUUCUCUACUAACAAUCAGAAGCAAGUGGCUAAUCAGGUUUUCUUCUAGAAGAAUAAAAAAGUGUUUAUUAAUAAGUUGUGUAUGUUGCAUCUGAAUGUGCUGCUCUUGGCCAAAAGCAUUGUAUUAAACACUUAAUUAGUAUUAAAGAUACUACUACCAAUAAUGCUGAGUCUUCACUGAUAGGUAAAAAGAGCCUGUAAUGUCUAAAAGGUUGCUAUAGUUAACAUGAGGAUUACUGUGAUUUGACUACUCAGAUUUAUUUAAGGAAUAUUCUAAUUAAAAUAUAACGUUUAUAUGGUGUUGAACACUUUUGUUUUUGUUUCAUUCUUCAGUUCUAAAUUUCAUACCAGUGGAUACACUGACCAAAAUGAAUAUCAUUACUACUGGUGUCGAUGUUCCUACCAACACAGUCUAUUUAAAAACCACACAUAUUUGGUCAAAGUAUUCCUUCCUUUUAAUUAAACAAGUGCUUAAUUGACUUCUCUUUGUGUUGGAUGAAGAAAAUUGUGGAGGUGACCUCCACCUUUUCCUCCACUUUAUUACUGUGCUCCAGGUCUUCGGUUUUCUCAUCUUUCUCCUCCCUUUGUAUGGUCUCCUGCCAAAGCCCUGCUUUACUUGUGAAGUCAGUUUUGGCUCUGUGUCUGCUGUGUCUCAUGUUACAUUCUUUCAGCAAAAUAAUCUCUGCCUCCUCCUCCAA